AUGGUCAGAGGGGCCGAUGUCGGUGAUUGGAUGGCCUUCUUAUUGUUCGUGGGGUUCACGACUCAAGGCAUUGAUGUGGCAGCGAUUGAUAAGGUGUUUUUGGGUAAAUGCUGUGAAGAGGGUACGAAUAGUUGUGCUGAUGCUUAUUAUGCUGGAUGUAUGUCUGUUGAACAGUGUAAAUACAGUUGCUGUUUGUCUAGCUCGACUCAACUCUUCACAUUCUACGGAGAUGUUUGGUAUUGA
Molecule: messenger RNA, 243 nt
Organism: Pochonia chlamydosporia 170
Lineage: Eukaryota; Fungi; Ascomycota; Sordariomycetes; Hypocreales; Clavicipitaceae
Exons: 1
Coding region: 1-243 (80 amino acids)
Source: RefSeq, a predicted model, not a curated record